AUGGCUUCUAUAGAUACUCUCUUCUCGCUCGGUAUUCGUUUCCCUAAAGCUAUCCCCAAGAAAUCGAUCCAGAAAAACGCGAGUUUCGCUGCAAAAACUCGAUUGAGAGCUCCCAUUCUACGUCGUUCGUUUACAGUUCUCUGCGAAUUGAAUCCCGGGUCAGCGAACAAUCCCAGUACUGCUGCUUCUGAUGAUGAUUUCGUAACUAGGGUUUUGAAGGAGAAUCCUAGUCAAGUGGAACCUCGUUAUCGAGUUGGUGAUAAGCUUUAUAAUCUCAAGGAGAGAGAGGAUUUAAGCAGAAGCUCCAAUGCGACGGGUCCGUUUGAGUUUAUUAAAAGGAAGUUUGAUUCGAAGACGAAAAUGGAGGAGACAGAGAAAAGCAGUGAGAUUGGAAAUGAGUCUGUUUAUUUGAAUGAUAUUCUUAGGGAAUACAAAGGAAAGCUUUAUGUCCCGGAGCAAGUUUUUGGACCAGAGUUAUCUGAGGAAGAUGAAUUUGAGAAAAAUGUGAGAGAUUUACCAAAGAUGAGCUUGGAAGAUUUUAGAAAAGCUAUGAAGAAUGAUAAGGUUAAGCUUUUGACGUCGAAGGAUGAUUUUGGUGCUCCUUACAGAGAUUUCAUUGUUGAUCUUAAGGAAAUUCCUGGAGUCAAGAGCUUACAGAGAACCAAAUGGUCGAUGAAGCUUGAAGUUGGAGAAGCUCAAGCUCUUUUGAAAGAAUACACUGGUCCACAGUACGAAAUAGAAAGGCACAUGACGUCUUGGGUUGGGAAAGUGGCAGACUUCCCAAACCCGGUCGCCUCUUCUAUAUCAAGUAGAGUGAUGGUUGAGCUGGGAAUGGUGACAGCAUUUAUUGCUGCAGCGGCAGCUGUUGUUGGAGGAUUUUUAGCCUCAGCUGUUUUUGCAGUCACUAGUUUCGCCUUUGUCACUAUAGUUUAUGUUGUUUGGCCUAUAGUAAAGCCGUUCCUCAAACUGUUUAUUGGCAUAUUCGUCGGUGGUCUUGAACGAUCAUGGGAUUACCUUGUUGAUGUUCUUGGCGAUGGGGGGAUCUUCUCAAGGAUUUCUGAUUUCUACACAUUUGGUGGUGUAUCAUCAAGCCUUGAGAUACUUAAACCAAUCUUACUUGUUGUCAUGACAAUGGUUCUUCUUGUCCGUUUCACACUGUCACGGAGACCUAAGAAUUUUAGGAAAUGGGAUUUAUGGCAAGGGAUUGCUUUUUCUCAGUCUAAAGCAGAAGCUCGUGUUGACGGUUCAACUGGCGUUAAAUUCGGUGAUGUCGCAGGGAUUGAUGAAGCAGUUGACGAACUUCAAGAGCUUGUAAAGUACUUGAAGAAUCCCGACCUGUUCGACAAAAUGGGAAUUAAACCUCCUCAUGGAGUUCUUCUCGAGGGUCCCCCGGGUUGUGGCAAGACACUCGUUGCGAAAGCCAUUGCGGGGGAAGCUGGUGUACCGUUUUAUCAAAUGGCAGGAUCUGAAUUCGUCGAAGUUCUUGUUGGGGUUGGUUCGGCGCGUAUCAGAGAUCUGUUUAAAAGAGCUAAGGUAAACAAGCCAUCCGUUAUUUUCAUAGAUGAAAUUGAUGCCUUAGCAACUAGACGUCAAGGGAUUUUCAAAGAAAACACAGACCAGUUGUACAAUGCAGCCACUCAAGAAAGAGAAACCACAUUGAACCAGCUUCUCAUCGAGCUUGAUGGUUUUGACACCGGCAAAGGUGUGAUUUUCUUGGCUGCCACCAAUCGUAGAGAUCUGUUAGACCCUGCUCUUCUACGUCCAGGUCGAUUUGAUCGAAAGAUAAGAAUCCGUCCUCCUAAUGCGAAAGGAAGAUUAGAUAUUUUAAAGAUCCAUUCCAGCAAAGUCAAGAUGUCGGAUUCUGUUGACUUGUCAUCGUAUGCAAGCAACUUACCAGGAUGGUCGGGAGCAAAACUGGCACAGUUGGUUCAAGAGGCUGCUCUUGUAGCAGUCAGAAAAAAGCAUAGCUCGAUUCUUCAAUCAGACAUGGACGACGCUGUUGACCGACUUACUGUUGGUCCGACACGUAUUGGUUUAGAAUUGGGACACCAAGGUCAGUGUCGUAGAGCCACUACUGAAGUUGGAGUUGCAAUCACUUCUCAUCUCUUACUGAGGUAUGAGAAUGCAAAGAUUGAGCGGUGCGAUCGCAUUUCAAUCAUCCCUCGUGGUCAGACACUGUCUCAAGUUGUGUUUCAUCGGCUUGAUGAUGAAUCCUACAUGUUUGGUCGGCUUCCACAACUGCUCCAUCGACUUCAGGUCUUGCUCGGAGGAAGAGCUGCAGAAGAAGUGAUCUAUGGCUCAGAUACUUCAAAGGCAUCAGUCGAUUAUCUGUCCGAUGCCUCAUGGCUAGCUCGUAAAAUCUUAACCAUAUGGAAUUUGGAGAACCCAAUGGUGAUACAUGGCGAACCACCACCUUGGAGAAAGAGGGUUCAGUUUGUGGGACCACGCUUAGACUUUGAAGGAUCCCUCUAUGACGAUUAUGACCUCGUCGAACCACCCAUUAACUUCAAUAUGGAUGACGAAGUUGCACAGAGAAGUGAAGAACUCAUUAGCCAGAUGUAUAACAAAACCGUUUCUCUCCUCACGCAAAACCAAACCGCUCUCCUCAAAACCGUUAAGGUUUUAUUGAGCCAGAAAGAGAUGAGUGGAGAAGCAAUAGAUUACAUACUUGACCAUUAUCCUCCUCAAACUCCUUUAAAUUCUCUCUUACAAGAACAGAAUCCGGGAAGCCUUCCUUUUGUCCCUGAACAUCUCCGGCGUGAUUCCGGUGACUUUGUCGUCCUUAACCACUCUGCCGACGUCAAUGCUCCGGCGUAA
Messenger RNA from Arabis nemorensis, 2817 nucleotides. The record is from the annotation of a GenBank genome assembly. Lineage: Eukaryota; Viridiplantae; Streptophyta; Magnoliopsida; Brassicales; Brassicaceae.